Messenger RNA from Neogale vison (American mink), 2298 nucleotides. RefSeq names its product coiled-coil domain containing 30 (gene CCDC30). The record is from RefSeq and is a predicted model, not a curated record. NCBI's taxonomy places the organism in Eukaryota, Metazoa, Chordata, Mammalia, Carnivora, Mustelidae.
AUUUUGAAAAUGAGCCAAGAAAAAAUUGAAAUAUUUGAAAGUGAGUUGUCAGAAGAAAGGAGAAAGCAAUUGGUAUCUGAUUUUACUGCUAUACAGAAGGCUUUGAAAGUUGAAAGUGAGGGAUUGCAAAAAUCAAAGUCAGAACUUAUAUACCUUUACAAUGAAAUUCAAAGUAUUCCAGGGGCGUCAGAAAAUGGAGACUAUUUUUUAGUAAAAUAUAACCAGCUACAAAGAGAGAACUCUGAAUUAGAAACAAAGAUCUUGAAGCUUUCACAAGAAUUUGAACAAUUAAAUCAUUUUACUGUAGGGAGAAAUACUACACCUGCUAAUUUAAUUGCAAGUGAAAAUAUCUGUAAAGAUCUUGCGUCUAAACUAACAAUUUUGGAAGCAGAGAUUCAAAGCCCAAAGGAAGAGAAAGAGGAACUCUGUCCUGAACAAGGAGAAAGUAAGCAGAAGGAAAAUGUAGAGGAGUCAGUAAAGGAGGGCACUUUGCCAGGAGAGAGGCAGAAGGAGGAGGACUCACAACAGAACCAAAAUAUGGAGGGUGAAGGACAGCAGUUGAUCUUGAAGCCUGAGGAAAUCGAGAGGCUUAGAGAAGAGCUGAAUCGUAUAAAUCAAAGCCUCCUGCAAUCUCAGAGCUCGGGGGAUAGUUCAGAGGACAAUAGUGCCAAGUGUCCAUCAUCUGGAGAGAAGGUGAAAUACCAGCAGCAAGAUGGUGUAGACCAGCUUCGUCAGAAUUUGCACCGGCUCCAGAUUCUGUGUAACUCGGCUGAGAAAGAGCUCCGGUAUGAGCGAGGAAAGAACUUGGACUUGAAACAGCAUAAUAGCUUACUUCAGGAAGAAAGCCUUAAGAUCAAAAUUGAACUAAAGCAGGCCCAGCAGAAGUUAUUAGAUAGCACAAAGAUGUGCUCUUCACUCACAGCAGAAUGGAAUCACAGUCAGCAGAAAAUCAGGGAACUGGAGCUGGAGGGACUUACACAGGCUCAGACCAUCAAAUCCCAGAACGACCUGCAGGAAAAGCUGGCUCAGGAGAAAUCAAAAGUUGCUGAUGCGGAGGCAAAGAUCCUGGAUCUGCAGCAGAAAUUAGAACAUGCUCAAAAAGUCUGUCUCUCCGACACUUGUAUUUUGAGGAUGAAGCAACUAGAGCAAAGAAUACAAGCAGCGUUGGAAAAUGAAGCUAAAACAAAGCAGCAAUAUCAGGAAGAACAGCACAAGAGGAAACUCCUGGGUCAGAAUUUAAAAGAGUUACAAAAGCAAGUGAGAAUCUUACAAGAUAAAGGGAACCAACUGGAAAUAACCAAUUCUCAGCAGCAAUCCAGAAUUCAGCAACAGGAGGCCCAACUCAAACAACUGGAAGAGGAAAAAAGAAAAUCGGAAGAGCAUCUCAAAAGCAACCGAGAAUUAUCAGAAAAGAUAUCUGGGCUGCAGCGGGAGAAAAAAGCGCUCUGUGAAGAAUACGGGCAGUUUCUGAAGCAGCUUGAUGUCCAUGUGAGAAUCUAUAAUGAGAAACAUCACCAUCACAAAGCCAGGCUUCGCAGAGUCAAGGACUGUUUAAGUCACAAAAUAGAACUACGAGAUAAGAGAAUUGAACAACUGGAAAAUGAAAUCAGAGGUCUGCGGCAGCAAAUGGAAAAGAAAAGGGCAUUCCAGGAUGAGAUCAUUGCUCAAAAUAAUAUACUGCUCCUAGAGAAAAGGAAACUUCUGGAACAAGUCACAGAACAAGAAAAAUUGAUCUACAACAAUAAAUUGAUAAUAUCUUCAGUCCAGAACAGAGUACUUCCUCUGGAUAAAGAAAAUAAGCAAUUGCAGGAAACCAGCAUCCGGCUUACACAGCUGGUUGGUAUCUUAGAGCGUAUCACAAGGAGCAUCCAGAACACAAUUUGUGACAUCCCUGAAUUUGAAUUAUUGAAUAAAAUCUUGCCCUUACAAGACUCCAGUUUUUAAGGAACAGGUUUGGUAGAGUCAGGCAGAAGUCUUCAAGAGAUUGCAAAAAUAUACAUCAGAAGCAGCAGUGAUAAAUCCCAAUUUCCUGAGUCUCUUUCGUGUUCACAGAAUUCUGAAGCUGGAUACAUGAACUUGGCUUUUAUGAAAGAGACACAGCACAUCCAAGAACAAGACCAAAAAUCAGAGCCAUAAAAUCACUGGUGGCCAAAACUAGACUGAUAAAGCUGCUAACUUAAAGCAUGAGGGUGGAACAUGACAUGUAAAAGAGUUACCAAGGAUCCCCACUGGACAUCAACGAAGAGUCCUCAUCCUCAGAAUUGCUGAUAAAUUUAUUAAACUAGUUGUAAAAAUGGA